AUGGCUGGCGGUGUUGUUAUCGCAGGCACUGCCGACGUAGGCCGCGUCGAGGCGCCUGUUACGCUCAAGGCCUACUUAAUUUGUGCCUUUGCCGCCUUCGGUGGUAUCUUCUUCGGUUACGAUACCGGCUGGAUGGGUGGUGUGUUGGCCAUGCCAUACUUUAUCAGUCUAUACACUGGAAUCCCCUAUGAUUAUAUCAACAAGGUGCCCAUAGGCGUUGACCAAAAAGCCUUCGUUCUACCGUCGGCAACACAGUCGCUCUUCACGUCGAUCCUGUCAUGCGGUACCUUCUUCGGCUCUCUUGUAGGUGGUGAUAUUGCAGAUUUCGUCGGCCGGCGUCCCACAAUUAUCGCGGGAUGUUUCGUUUUUUCCGCUGGUUGUAUUAUGCAAAUCUCCAGCACCAACCAGGAGGUCCUGUUUGUCUUCGGCCGUCUAAUCGCUGGUGGUGGUGUCGGUUUCAUCUCCGCUGUUGUCAUUCUGUACAUGUCUGAAAUUGCGCCUAAGAAGGUUCGUGGUGCUAUGGUCUCUGGAUACCAGUUCUGCAUUACCAUCGGUAUCCUCCUGGCUAAUUGCGUCGUUUACGCCACCCAAUCACGCUCCGACUCUGGCUCAUACAGAAUCCCUAUUGGCGUCCAGUUCCUGUGGGCCAUUAUUCUUGGUGUCGGUCUUUUUAUUCUCCCCGAGUCUCCUCGUUACUUCGUCAAGAAGGGUAAAAUUGAAGAGGCCGCCAAAGCCCUCGCUUAUGUCCGUGGCCAACCCAUAGAGUCGGAUUACAUCAAAGAUGAACUAGCCGAGAUUGUUGCCAAUAACGAGUUCGAAAUGCAGCAUAUCCCACAGAGAUCAUACAUCGGUUCUUGGACUGCUUGCUUUAAGGGCUCUCUUUCUUCAGGCAAUAGUAGCAUCAGGAGAACGAUAUUAGGAACUGGAUUGCAAAUGAUGCAACAAUUAACUGGAAUUAACUUUGUGUUCUACUUCGGUCCUCCAUUCUUUAAACAACUCGGAACUAUCGGGAAUCCUUUCCUAAUCUCCUUGGUUACGACCCUUGUCAAUGUUCUGUCAACGCCUAUCUCGUUUUACACUAUUGAGAAGUUUGGUCGUCGCGCUCUGCUACUGACUGGUGCUACUGGUAUGAUUAUUUCUCAGUUCAUCGUCGGUGCAGUAGGUGUUACUCAGGGAAGAGAAGAGGUUCAUAACAACGCUGCCGUUCAAGCCAUGAUUGCCUUCAUCUGCAUCAACAUUGCUUUCUUCGCUACUACCUGGGGUCCCACCGCUUGGGUCGUCGUUGGCGAGAUUUUCCCGCUACCGAUCCGAUCUCGUGGUGUUGGUAUUUCCACAGCCUCCAACUGGUUCUGGAACACCAUCAUUGCCGUCAUUACCCCUUACCUUGUGAAUGUGGACGAAGCCAACCUGGGACCUAAGGUGUUUUUCCUAUGGGGUUCGCUCUGCUGUAUCUCCUUGACGUUCGCCUACUUCCUCGUCCCCGAGUUGAAGGGUUUGUCCCUCGAGCAGGCCGAUAUGUGCAUGCAAGAAGUUCCUCCCAGGCGCUCUGCCAACUGGAAGCCGAGCCACACCUUCGCCGCCGAAAUGCAUCACGUGGAGGACAACGCGGCUCUCGUGAACACCACUGUCGAGGAGAAGGUCUAAAGGGUUGGCCUUUUAGAUGCGUUGCUAUUAAAGGGGGGGUCGGUGGUGUGCAUUGUUCUUGUUACUCGGAAGAAGCGCGGAUGUAUUAAUCGAGCAUUGAACAACUCAACUUAUGGAGGUAACCUACCUACGUGAUAUACCUUAAAAAUGUUUCAAUAUAAUUCAUUUGAGAAGACUACUUAUAUUUCCAAUGACUUUAAAAUAAAACGUAGCUCAUUCAUCCCUGGAAGUACGUUUCGAUUACCUAUACCAUGGUCCCGCUUCCAUAAUCGACAAACCCCUACGUCAACUUGCUACAGUACAUGAGCAUCCAAAUCCAAUUGGUCGGAUCUCUUGUGCCAUUCCCAAGACGGCAUGUUCUGAGGCUUCUUGAGGUUUUGAUUUGUUGAUAUAAGUGGGACGUGUACUGUACAUAGUAGCAAGUCGGCGCUACCUAUAGGAUGUAAAAUAUCUCUA
Messenger RNA from Daldinia caldariorum, 2100 nucleotides. Its product is annotated as general substrate transporter. The record is from RefSeq and is a predicted model, not a curated record. Gene Ontology annotation, cellular component: membrane. Gene Ontology annotation, biological process: carbohydrate transport; transmembrane transport. The coding region runs from base 1 to 1644 and encodes 547 amino acids. NCBI's taxonomy places the organism in Eukaryota, Fungi, Ascomycota, Sordariomycetes, Xylariales, Hypoxylaceae. Gene Ontology annotation, molecular function: carbohydrate:proton symporter activity. The transcript has 4 exons.